AUGAGCAGCCCGGAUGCGGGGUACGCCAGUGACGACCAGAGCCAGCCCCGCAGCGCGCUGCCCGCGGUGAUGGCCGGGCUGGGCCCCUGUCCCUGGGCCGAGUCGUUGAGUCCCCUCGGGGACAUGAAGGUGAAGGGCGAGGCGGCGGCGAGCAGCGGGGCGCCGGCCGGGGCGGCGGGCCGGGCCAAGGGCGAGUCUCGCAUCCGGCGGCCGAUGAACGCCUUCAUGGUGUGGGCCAAGGACGAGCGCAAGCGCCUGGCGCAGCAGAACCCGGACCUGCACAACGCCGAGUUGAGCAAGAUGCUGGGCAAGUCGUGGAAAGCGCUGACGCUGGCGGAGAAGCGGCCCUUCGUGGAGGAGGCCGAGCGGCUGCGCGUGCAACACAUGCAGGACCACCCCAACUACAAGUACCGGCCCCGCAGGCGCAAGCAGGUGAAGCGACUCAAGCGGGUGGAGGGCGGCUUCCUGCACGGCCUCGCCGACACGCAGGCCGCCUCGCUGGGCCCGGAGGGCGGCCGCGUGGCCAUGGACGGCCUGGGCCUGCCCUUCCCCGAGCAGGGCUUCCCCGCGGGCCCGCCGCUGCUGCCGCCUCACCUGGGCGCCCACUACCGCGACUGCCAGGGACUGGGCGCGCCCCCGCUCGACGGCUACCCGCUGCCCACGCCGGACACGUCCCCGCUGGACGGCGUGGAGCCCGACCCGGCCUUCUUCGCCGCGCCGCUGCCCGGGGACUGCCCGGCGGCCGGCCCCUACAGCUACCCGCAGGCCUCGGACUACGCGGGGCCCCCCGAGCCGCCCGUCGGCCCCGUGCACUCCCGCCUCGGCCUGGAGCAGGCGGGCCCUGCCCUGCCGGGCCACGUGGCGCCCCCCAGCGCCCUGCAGCUGUACUACAACGCCCUUAGCUCGCCGGCGGCGGGCGGCGGGCGCGGCUUCCCCAUGCAGCCCCCGCAGCCCCCGCCGGGCCCCGGGCAGCCGUCGCCCCCUCCCGAGGCGCUGCCCUGCCGCGACGGCGCGGACCCGAGCCAGCCCGCCGAGCUCCUCGGGGAGGUGGACCGCACGGAAUUUGAACAGUAUCUGCACUUUGUGUGCAAGCCCGAGAUGGGGCUCCCCUACCAGGGGCCUGACUCCAGCGUGACCCUCCCAGACAGCCACGGGGCCAUCUCCUCGGUGGUUUCCGAUGCCAGCUCUGCGGUAUAUUACUGCAACUAUCCCGACGUCUGACGGCCCCCGAUCCGACCCAGCCUGCAGGCCAGAAGCGCAGUGUUACUUCCCGGAGGAGCUGAGGACACCCUCGGCCUCACGUUGUUCUGUUUUGUUUCUAAGUUGCCUAGGCACGUAAUUUAUGGUAAUUUA
Lynx canadensis (Canada lynx) is the source of this 1353-nucleotide messenger RNA. It is a transcript of the gene SOX17, whose product is annotated as SRY-box transcription factor 17. The record is from RefSeq and is a predicted model, not a curated record. Gene Ontology annotation, molecular function: RNA polymerase II cis-regulatory region sequence-specific DNA binding; DNA-binding transcription activator activity, RNA polymerase II-specific. NCBI's taxonomy places the organism in Eukaryota, Metazoa, Chordata, Mammalia, Carnivora, Felidae. The transcript is spliced from 2 exons. Gene Ontology annotation, biological process: heart development; anatomical structure morphogenesis; angiogenesis. Bases 1 to 1221 code for a protein of 406 amino acids.